Molecule: messenger RNA, 1911 nt
Organism: Umbelopsis ramanniana AG
Lineage: Eukaryota; Fungi; Mucoromycota; Umbelopsidomycetes; Umbelopsidales; Umbelopsidaceae
Exons: 4
Coding region: 1-1911 (636 amino acids)
Biological process (GO): Golgi organization; endosome organization; phosphatidylinositol phosphate biosynthetic process
Cellular component (GO): fungal-type vacuole membrane; trans-Golgi network; plasma membrane
Molecular function (GO): 1-phosphatidylinositol 4-kinase activity
Source: RefSeq, a predicted model, not a curated record
AUGUCUUCUGCUCCUUAUGCACCGUUACCUCCAGCUAUUCUAGGCGAUAUUGAGAAUGGUGACUCUCUACCGUCGGAUGACGAAAAAGGCUGGACCAUCGUACUUAGCCGUCGCAAACGUCGGCAACGUUCCGACAAUGAAGUCGGGAAAUCGCAAGACAAGGGUGUGUACAAGUCUGUGUUCACCAAACAUGGGACGCAAGAGAACUCCAACCCCAUGACGCUUACCUGGAAUCACCUUCCGCCUUUGACAAAGGAAGGCUAUAUGGAAGUUAUUCAUUCAGUGCAAGAAGCUAUUGAUAAUUCCAUGUAUCCUACUCGUAUUAGCCAAGGUUCUUCGGGUUCUUACUUUUGUCGAGAUACCUCAGGCAAAAUUGUAGGUGUCUUUAAGCCCAAAAACGAAGAACCCUACGGCCAUCUGAACCCAAAAUGGACAAAAUGGGUUCACAGAAACCUCUUUCCGUGUUGCUUUGGUCGUAGCUGCUUGAUACCCAACUUGGGAUACAUGUCAGAGGCAGCUACGUCGUUAAUUGACCGCAGGUUGCAAUUGAACAUUGUGCCGUUUACCGAUGUAAUUCAUAUGUCGUCACCAACAUUUCACUAUGACCGUGGGGAUAGAAAGGCAAACGAUCCUCGUAAACCCUCACCACGCCCACUCCCCUCCAAAAUUGGUAGUUUUCAAUGCUUCCUAAACGACUUCAACGAUGCCAGUAUGUUUCUGCGAAAUCACCCCUUUCCACCUGAUGCUUUCUAUUCCAACAGCCGAUCUCUGUCCAAAAAAAGAAGUGCUGUAUUUAGCUGUUUGGGUAGUAAUGAGGAUGACGACGAAGAAAAUCAACAAGAAAUGCAGCACCAGGAUCCGCAAUUUCAAUAUUUCCAAGGGAAAAAAGUAUUUCAAUGGACGCGGAAAUUACAACAACAAUUCAAGCGAGAAUUUGAAAACCUUGCUAUCUUGGACUAUCUCAUUCGAAAUACAGAUCGUGGCACGGAUAAUUGGAUGAUCCGCUACUGUGAGGAGGAGGAUAGCGUUCGGCUCACUCGAUCAAAUGGAUCUCAAUCAGCUAAUGCUUACGGCAAUAGCCCAAUAAUGACUAAUGACAACACCACCCCCACCUUCAAUUUGGAUGAAUCUCACCUACAUGUCGCUGCAAUCGAUAACGGCCUGGCAUUUCCGUUCAAGCACCCUGACCAAUGGAGAUCUUACCCAUACGCCUGGCUUUCGCUCCCUCAUGCACUCUUGGUACAACCUAUCUCUGUCGAAACAAGAAAAAGGCUUUUGCCUAUGCUUUCUGAUCCAGAAUGGUGGGAAGGAACUGUUCGUGACCUCCAUCGACUUUUUUCUUUGGAUUCUGAUUUCGAGCCACGCAUGUUUGAACGGCAGUUGGCGGUGUUAAAGGGCCAAGGUUGGAACAUCGUGCAAACAUUGCGAGAUCCCUCGGCUGGCAUCCUCGAUCUUGUCACUCGUAAACGAUGUGUUGUUUGGGAGGAAGAUCUUCUCAUUGAAUGGGAUCAGCAAAUCAUUGACGCACGUACAUCAUCCAGCGAUGCCAUGGAUACACAAGCUCCAAGACCUACGUUUGAUCAAGGCAUUGGACCGAAAAGUCCAGAUGAAGAUCCGGACGAUGAUGUUGGUGCGCUGAGCGAUCCAGAAAUAGUACCAGCCCGAGCUUUGGAUCAGCAAAUGGCCCAAGACGAAUUCACUUCAUCUUCCAUCAGCCAAGGGAGUGGUUCACCCAAGAAGCGCUGGAAUGACCGACUUCGGCGAAGUUUUUCGUUGGAUAGAGUAAGUAAGAGCGUUAGACCUGCCAUUCAAAAGGAUUCAAAAUUACAUCCGUCCUUGAAAAAGGCGCACAUAACAGUAGAACGCAUUGAGUUCGUAGAAAAGAACAACCCAUACUUUACAUGGUGUUAA